Molecule: messenger RNA, 702 nt
Organism: Odobenus rosmarus divergens (Pacific walrus)
Lineage: Eukaryota; Metazoa; Chordata; Mammalia; Carnivora; Odobenidae
Product: cytochrome c oxidase subunit 4 isoform 2, mitochondrial-like
Exons: 5
Coding region: 84-599 (171 amino acids)
Biological process (GO): mitochondrial electron transport, cytochrome c to oxygen
Source: RefSeq, a predicted model, not a curated record
CGCCCCGCGCUCUGGUCCCUCUGCGGCCCAUUCUCCGUUACUCGCUCUGCAGACCCAAGUCGCCCUCGGCGCUGAGCCGCGAGAUGUUCUUCAGAGCUGCCUGGAGCUUGGUACUGAAGAAAGCAGGACCCGGGAUGCGGCGGAUGCACAGCCCAGGAAGCGCUGCCCACAGUGAGCGGAAGAUGCCCCCUUACAGCAACUACCAUGCCCAGCGCUCCUACCCCAUGCCUGAUGAGCCCUUCUGCACAGAGCUCAACGCUGAGCAGCAGGCCCUGAAGGAGAAGGAGAAGGGCAACUGGACCCAGCUGAGCCAUGCCGAGAAGGUGGCCUUGUACCGCCUCCAGUUCCAUGAGACCUUUGCAGAGAUGAACCGUUGCUCCAAUGAGUGGAAGACAGUGAUGGGCUGUGUCUUCUUCUUUUUUGGAUUCACAGCUCUGCUGAUUUGGUGGCAGCGGGUCUAUGUGUUCCCGAAGAAGCCCAUCACCCUGACGGAUGAGUGGAAGACCCAGCAGCUCCAGCGCAUCCUGGAUAUGAAGGGCAACCCUGUGCAAGGCCUGGCCUCCCGGUGGGACUAUGAGAAGAAGGAAUGGAAGAAGUGACGUGGCAUCCGGGCUGCCCUCCCUGCAGUUCCACCCCGGCCUAGAGCCUACGGAGGGCCCUUUCCUCUUCUUAACGCCAAUAAAACUGGCCUGUUCUCUUCUG